CCUCAGGAGUGUGCUGGAAUCAGCUGGAUAAAUACCGUUUAAAGCGUUGUUGAAUGUAUAUUUUGUCCUUUGGAUUAUUCGGGAGUCAUGAGCAAAUAUAUUUUACCAGUUUCAGUUUUUGGAACAGUGAUUGGAUGCGCUGCUUUACUGAAGAACCAUGUGACUGGAGGCCGGUGUACUAGUAAUGCCACCAUUAAUGGGAAGACAGUGGUUAUAACAGGAGCCAACGCAGGCAUCGGGAAAGAGACUGCCCGGGAACUGGCCAAGAGAGGGGGCAGGAUCAUUAUGGGAUGCCGGGACAUGGGGAAGUGCGAGGAAGCUGCGAAGGAAAUACGUGGGAAGACCCUGAAUCCUCACGUCUACGCGUGUCACCUUGACCUGGCCUCCAUGAAAUCCAUCCGAGAGUUUGCAGAGAGAAUCAAACAAGAGGAGCAGCGUGUUGAUGUACUGAUAAACAAUGCAGGGGUCAUGAGAUGUCCAGCAUGGAAGACGGAAGACGGCUUCGACAUGCAGUUUGGAGUUAACCACUUAGGCCACUUCUUGUUGACAAAUCUUCUGCUGGAUAAGUUGAAAGAGUCCGCCCCCAGUAGAGUGAUCAACCUGGCCUCACUCGCCCACAUUGUUGGAAAGAUUGACUUCGAGGACUUGAACUGGGAGAAGAAGAAGUUUGAUACCAAGCAGGCGUACUGUCAGAGCAAGCUUGCCAAUGUUCUGUUCACCAGAGAGCUCGCCAAGCGAUUACAAGGCACAGGAGUCACAGUGAAUGCUGUGCACCCAGGCGUUGUUGCCACGGAGCUCGGGAGGCACACGGGUCUGCACCAAUCACAGUUCUCGAGCUCUGUGCUCAGUCCCUUCUUCUCCCUGUUGGUAAAGAGCCCAGAGCUGGGGGCCCAGCCCAGUGUCUACCUAGCGGUGUCCAAAGAGAUGGAGGGGGUGACGGGAAGGUACUAUGAUGUGAUGACAGAAAAGGAACCAGCGCCCCAGGCCCUGGAUGAGGAGGCAGCACGCAGGCUUUGGGAGGUCAGCAGCAGGCUGGUGGGUCUGGAGGAGGCGUAAGAGGAGGAGGGACAGUUCGCCAAGUCAAACCAACAGGCAGAAGGCCAGAGCAAAGCUGCACAUACAGACCCAGCACAGACACGGGGACAGAGACCAGGACCAGCUGUCAGUACUGUGGGGCAGUAGGUCUGCUCUUGCCUCUGGGCCAGCAGAGGAUAAUGGGCCUUUAUGACUUGAGCUGUGCCAGUCUCAUUGGAACAAUUAAUUGUCUGAGUCUAUGGUUGUGGUUGUCUGUGUAAUUGCGGUCUUUUGUACAUGCCUUUAUGUUCCUGCAUCAGGACUUAAAAACACGUAUUACAAGCAGCCUUUGAUAAUGGACCUUUGACUCUAAAAAAGCGAGACUUUAACAUUUAAAUGUAUCCCUGGAAAAAUAUUACUUCAUAAUCUUCAUAAACAACCGCAGUCUUGCUUGCUUCAAUGCACUCAGCACUCUCAGGGGCUUUAUGACCAGUAGCUUAUGGUGGCUAAUGUUAGCUGACUUUAAAUCGAUAACUCACAUCAGUGCGUCAGUUUGUUUGUUUUGUUGACUCUUCUGAUGCUACUCUUAUACACGAUUUUAGCAUUUACCAGUAACAAAGUUACAUACUUACUUUUUAAGUUAUUUGUAUUCAAACUUAUUUUACAAAAUUUUAUGAACUGCUGAAAUACAGUGCUUGCAAAGACAUAAAUUUACUACAAUGUAUACAGAAGGUGGGGUAAAUACUCGAAGGGGCUUGGAGAAACAUCUCAUCUUAAAAAAAAUAAAAGAUGAACAUUUGAACAAAAACUCA
This is a messenger RNA of Micropterus dolomieu (smallmouth bass), 1826 nucleotides long. RefSeq names its product retinol dehydrogenase 13-like. The coding region runs from base 88 to 1056 and encodes 322 amino acids. The transcript is spliced from 7 exons. Lineage: Eukaryota; Metazoa; Chordata; Actinopteri; Centrarchiformes; Centrarchidae. The record is from RefSeq and is a predicted model, not a curated record.